Molecule: messenger RNA, 1470 nt
Organism: Vicia villosa (hairy vetch)
Lineage: Eukaryota; Viridiplantae; Streptophyta; Magnoliopsida; Fabales; Fabaceae
Product: protein DETOXIFICATION 27-like
Exons: 8
Coding region: 1-1470 (489 amino acids)
Biological process (GO): xenobiotic detoxification by transmembrane export across the plasma membrane
Cellular component (GO): membrane
Molecular function (GO): xenobiotic transmembrane transporter activity; antiporter activity
Source: RefSeq, a predicted model, not a curated record
AUGUCGAACGAAAAACUAUCUUCACCCUUAGAAGAAGCAAAUGUUCCAUUAAUAUUACCAAAUGAACAACAACAACAAGAACAAACUCUCACAAGAAAGGUUUUGAUUGAAUCAAAGAAGCUAUGGCAUAUAGUAGGUCCUGCAAUUUUCAGUCGUAUUACAUCCUUUUCUAUGUUAGUCAUCACUCAAAUCUUUGCCGGUCAUAUCGGUAUCCUUGAACUUGCUGCUAUCAACAUCGCUGUUAAUGUUAUCGUUGGCUUCGAUUUUGGACUCUUGUUGGGAAUGGCGAGUGGAUUGGAAACUCUUUGUGGACAAGCAUUUGGAGCAAAACAAUAUCACAUGUUAGGAGUAUACAUGCAACGAUCAUGGAUAGUACUAUUCAUAUGCUGCGUUCUUCUAUUACCAAUCUAUCUUUUCGCAUCGCCGGUGUUAAAAGCCUUGGGACAACCAGAAGAUUUAGCAGAAUUAUCAGGAGAAGUUGCAAUGUGGUUGAUACCGUUACAUUUCACAUUAGCGUUUCAAUUUCCUCUUAGUAGAUUCUUACAGUGUCAACUUAAAACCGCCGUUAUAGCUUGGGUUUCUCUGAUUGCACUUUUGAUUCAUAUUUUUGUUAGCUGGUUGUUUGUGUAUAAGUUUCAGCUUGGAUUAAUUGGAGCUGCUGCUACUUUGAAUUUCUCUUGGUGGGCCCUAACGAUUGGGCUUUAUGUUUAUACUGUUUGCGGCGGUUGUCCUUUGUCAUGGCGGGGGUUUUCAAUGGAGGCUUUUUCUGGCCUUUGGGAAUUUCUUAAACUCUCUGCUCCUGCUGGAGUUAUGAUGUGUUUGCAGAAUUGGUAUUAUAAAAUUUUGAUGUUGAUGACAGGGAAUCUACCAAAUGCAGCAAUCGCACUAGAUGCUCUAUCCAUUUGUAUGACAAUAAAUGGUUUGGAGAUGAUGAUUCCAUUGGCAUUCUUUGCAGCAACAGGAGUGAGGGUUGCAAACGAGCUUGGAUCUGGGAAUGGGAAAGGAGCAAAAUUUGCUACUACUGUGUCAGUGUUGACAUCACUAGCAAUAGGAUUUGUCUUCUGGAUAUUGAUUUUGGCAUUUCACAAUGAAAUUGCCUACAUAUUUACUCCUAGUAAACCUGUUCUUGAUGAAGUAGCCAAGCUUUCUCAACUUUUAGCAUAUACAAUUCUCUUCAAUAGUAUUCAGCCAGUUCUAGGAGGAGUGGCUGUCGGAGCAGGAUGGCAAUCAUAUGUUGCAUACAUAAAUUUAGGUUGCUAUUAUGUUAUUGGACUUCCUCUUGGAAUUUUAAUGGGUUGGUACUUCCAUCAAGGAGUUAUGGGAAUCUGGGCAGCAAUGAUUUUUGGUGGAACAGCAACUCAGACAUUGAUAUUGUGUUGGAUUACACUUAGGUGUGAUUGGGAGAAAGAGGCAGCAAAAGCAAAAUUACAUGUUUCAAAGUUUUCAGAUGAAAAAGAACAACUGAAUUAG